UUUGUAGCAACAGCCAUCUUUUCGCCAUCUGCUGCGGUUACUGACGUUUUUGAGAAUGAGACGACUACACACGUCUUUGAUACUUAUAAUUUCUUCGUUCAUCCUCACUGGUACCAGUUCCCUCUGGUCUCUGACACGUGGCAUUAUGCCAUUGGUGUAUUCAUCUCAAUUGUCGGCAUCGUUGGAAUUUUUGGAAAUGCCACCGUCAUAUAUAUUUUCAGCACCACCAAAAACUUGAAGACGCCAUCCAACAUGUUCAUUGUAAAUUUGGCGCUGAGCGACCUGAUAUUUUCCUUGGUGAUGGGAUUUCCUCUUCUAACCAUAUCGUCAUUCAACAAAAAAUGGAUCUGGGGAAAUACAGCGUGUGAGCUCUAUGGACUUAUUGGUGGUAUAUUUGGUCUUAUGUCCAUUACCACGCUGUCCGCCAUCAGUGUCGAUCGAUACUAUGCCAUUGCACAUCCUCUCCAAGCAGCCCAUAAUAUGACAAGGAGGAAAGCUUUCACCAUGAUUUGUUUGGUCUGGGUAUGGUCUCUAUGCGCCUCUUUGCCACCUCUCUUUGGCUGGGGUGCGUACGUAGCGGAAGGAUUUCAAACGUCCUGCACUUUCGAUUACCUCACCACAACUCCAAGCAAUAGGACAUACAUAUUUUUCCUAUAUCUCUUUGGAUUUGCCGCUCCUGUAUUUGUAAUUGCAAUGUCGUAUAUUUUGAUCCUCAGAGCUUUGAGAAAACACGAACAAAAAAUGCAGAAAAUGGCAGCCAAAAUGAAGGUUGAUGACAUUAAAGCAAAUCAAGAGAAAACCAAAGCUGAGGUAAAAAUUGCAAAGAUCGCCAUUAUGAUUGUGGCCUUGUUCCUGUUGUCAUGGAGUCCAUAUGCUACUGUGGCUUUGAUUGGUCAAUUUGGUCCAACAGAAUGGGUCACCCCUUUCCUCUCUGAGCUGCCUGUCAUGUUGGCAAAGGCUAGCGCCAUGCAUAAUCCAAUCGUCUAUGCUCUAAGCCAUCCUAAAUUCAGAGAGGCUUUGUACAACAAAGCCCCAAGAAUUUUCAGUUGCUGCAAACCUCCAGGCAAAUCAACACCUUCAGCAUCAAGAGCAACAAAUGUAAGCCGAACCAUGAGUGGACUCAGUGACACUGUGGGAGGUGGUGCCAGUGACGUCUCUAGCUGUGUAAGUAACCUUAGUGAUGUACACGACAACGCCAUCCAAAUGCGCAGAACCGGAAAAGGCUCAGACAACCAAGGCACAGACAACAGUUCGACACAGCUGAUUCAGAGUCUAGUGCAAGCACUCGUUGGCGUAACAAACCAGCAAAACAGACAAGUGGUAUAUCUUCCAAGCGCAACACAGAGUUCGCAAAGUGCUCAGGGUGCGGAUCCAAAUGGCGUGUUCAUGGUCGACAACGGAGGACAGAAGAUCGAUAUAAAGACUUAUUUACAAGAAAUAAUGGCUGCUGAAAAGAUUGCAGCAGCUGUGGAUGAUUCCAAGAAAGAUAAUGUCGAGAUCAAAGACGAGACCAACGCAUCAAACGAGAAAGAAGUGGAGAAAAUAGCAACUCAGGCAGUAUGAAUAGUUCGAGUAACAGCGAAUAGAAGAAUUAUAUCUACCUUUUGAUACAAUUUGCAUGCUGAAGGGUUCGUAUUGUUAAAAAUGAAUAUGCUGAAAAAUCGACAAUGAAUAAAAAACCACUAUGAAUUUUCUUGGUGUUUUCGACACUUUUUUUUCUCUUGCGAAAGGAACCCAUAGUUUAUCAUCAUUUCAGUACGGAAAAAAAGAUUGUGGCCAAAUCUUACACUACUAUAUAAUGUAUAACAAUCUUUUUCAGAUAUGUUUCCGUUACUUAUAAUAAUUUUUGUU
Molecule: messenger RNA, 1851 nt
Organism: Saccostrea echinata
Lineage: Eukaryota; Metazoa; Mollusca; Bivalvia; Ostreida; Ostreidae
Product: rhodopsin, GQ-coupled-like
Exons: 3
Biological process (GO): G protein-coupled receptor signaling pathway; visual perception
Cellular component (GO): membrane
Molecular function (GO): G protein-coupled receptor activity
Source: RefSeq, a predicted model, not a curated record